CUGUCAGUUAUUGCAAAAUUGUUAUUAUAUACUCCCUUCAAAUUUUGGAUAUUUUUAAAAUGAAUUUUGAUUGUGCUAUGCAUAACGAGUGGACAAGAUAUAUGUCGUUUAAAGAUUUUCCGCAGUCUUCUUCAGUAUCUCCUCUACGAUUAGCUAAAGCUGGAUUUUACUACACGGGCACACGGGAAGACGCUACUUGUUUCUGUUGCGGGCUGACAAUCGGCACAUGGACUACAGAUGAAACAGUUUUUGAUCUGCAUCAGCGUCUUUCUCCACAUUGUCGGUAUUUGACUGGCGAAGACAAGUCAAAUGUUCCAAUACAUUGUGACCAAUAUUCGGAACAGGCUGGGAUUGAAAUCUCUUCAUCGAACUCAGUUACUAGAGCGAUCCCUAGUCAAACAUCAAUUAAAAAAAGUGGAGCGCACGGAAGUUUAAACGGUGAAGACAGUCUAUGCGUUAGUGGCGUGCGGACAGAUCGCAGGCAGGGUUUAUCAGAAUGUCUAACAUUUACACAGCCAAAUGGUCAGAUUGAAUACUAUCCAGGAAUAAUCACAGAAAAACCGAAACAUCCCGAUUAUGCAAUAAAGAGUAUCAGGAUGUCCUCAUUUACUAACUGGUGUCCGGAGGUAAUGGACCCAGAACAACUUGCCGAGGCCGGAUUCUAUUAUACAGGUGUUCAAGAUUGUGUACGGUGUUUUUUCUGUGGCGGUGGAAUGAAGAAUUGGGAAAACGGAGAUAAUGCAUGGAUUGAGCAUGCCAGAUGGUUUCCAAACUGUGCAUACGUUAAACAAUGCAAAGGAGAAAAUUUUGUUAGCAUGUGUCGCUCGGCAAAUAUUGACUAUAUGACAGCUGAGGGCGAAAUGCAAAAUACAGGUACAGAAGGAUUUAACUUGGCAGGUGGUGGAGAACUUGUGGAAGAUCAGCUAGUACAAGACUUAAAUAGUACAGCAGCGAAACUUGUAAUGGGUAUGGGGUAUUUGCAGGAAGAUGUAGAAAAUGCCAUUAAACUGGCAAGAGAGAAAUACGGUUCAGCUGAAUUGCGAGCCCAGUAUAUCCUUGAAUCCAUUCUGGAUAACAGGUAUAGCAACAAUGGUAACAAUAUACCUAUUCACAACAAUCAAACAGAUAGAGAUAAACCGUCAGCAGCGCCGGAGUCCUCUUUAGAUAAUGCGGAUGUUGCCAGCAAACCUUCAGACAUAAAAGAAGAGCACAAACAAUUGUUAGAGGAGAAUCGCCUGCUGAAAAAUCAAAUGGUUUGCAAGAUUUGUUUGGACAAGGACGCAUGUGUUGUAUUUUUACCCUGCGGGCACAUGGUUUCGUGCGUGGAAUGUGCGCACGCGCUAAGAAAAUGUGCUGUAUGCAGAUCAAUAAUACAAGGAUCAGUAAGGGUGUAUCAAGCCUAAAAAGAUACAACUUUUAAUAAUGCUACGAAUUGUGAGGGAGACAAUGGUAAAUAAGUCUACGGGUUAUGUGGACAACCAUAGGCAAUUAAUUUAGUUGGUGUUACAUAUAUGUACUGUAGUUAACCAUAAAAGGAAGGAUCAGUAUGGGCCUAUCCAGCUUAACGAUAAUCCACUCGGGAAGAUAUUUGAUGAACUUAUUUUGUCAAACUGCAUUAGCUACAUCUGAUUAAAAUGGUUAUUUCGAUUGUCAUUUCUAUAUUUGAAUUACACCGUUCUUAUAAAUGCAUUGUCUAUGUUAUAAAUAUGUAAUUUCAAAAUGCAUUCUUUGGAAGCAAUGUUCUGAAAUAGACUAGUAUUGAAAUAUUUUAAAUUAAGCGUUUAUGUUGUUUAUAGUAGACCUUUCUAACGUAAACGUAAUUACGAAACGGAAUACUGAAUCCUUAAAAUUUUAGGCUAAUUUGUGGUCUAUGGGAGACAAUUUCAUCCAAUAGUAAUGCAAUAGUAUCUCCCUUAGACCAUUAUUUGCAAAUAACAUUUACGGAUUCAGUAAUUCGUUUCCGAUUUACGUUUACGUUUACGUUAGAAAGGUCUAAUAUUUUGUUUUGAAUACAUAAACCCAUUGUUACAUGUUUCGAAGAAUAAAAUGUUGAUAAUAUUCCUUAUAUUAUUUAUAUUUAUUGAAGUUGUUUAUUACUUAAAUAAAGCAUUAAAACAAUU
Messenger RNA from Mercenaria mercenaria, 2120 nucleotides. Its product is annotated as baculoviral IAP repeat-containing protein 3-like. The record is from RefSeq and is a predicted model, not a curated record. The transcript has 5 exons. Gene Ontology annotation, molecular function: ubiquitin protein ligase activity; cysteine-type endopeptidase inhibitor activity involved in apoptotic process. Bases 60 to 1403 code for a protein of 447 amino acids. Gene Ontology annotation, cellular component: nucleus; cytoplasm; spindle microtubule. Lineage: Eukaryota; Metazoa; Mollusca; Bivalvia; Venerida; Veneridae. Gene Ontology annotation, biological process: regulation of cell cycle; negative regulation of apoptotic process; positive regulation of protein ubiquitination.